Ceratitis capitata (Mediterranean fruit fly) is the source of this 1141-nucleotide messenger RNA. RefSeq names its product alpha-tocopherol transfer protein-like. The transcript is spliced from 6 exons. Gene Ontology annotation, molecular function: phosphatidylinositol bisphosphate binding. Lineage: Eukaryota; Metazoa; Arthropoda; Insecta; Diptera; Tephritidae. Bases 151 to 1014 code for a protein of 287 amino acids. The record is from RefSeq and is a predicted model, not a curated record. Gene Ontology annotation, cellular component: membrane.
UUGCAAAUGAAAGUGAAAGCUAGAAAUUGCAAACAUAAAGGAUAACAAGGAAAGAGUUUUUAAAUUAAAUGUUUAUCUACUAAUAGAAUAAACAAUAUAAAACCUAAAUACGUAUUCAAAGUGAUCACAUAUACACAUAGAUAACGCACAAUGAAAUUUAACGAAGCAGAAGAAGCUAAAAUUGAUGAAUUGUACGAUUGGUUUCGACAAAAUCCGAAACUACCUAAAGAAAUUGACCGAAUUUUAUUGAAGCGUUUCUAUAUAUGUAUGCACGGUGACAUAAACGGCAUCAAAAAGCUUAUACAAAUUAAUUACAGUUUGCGCAAUAAAAAUGCACACAUCUUCCUUGAACGUGACCCUACUGAUGCGGAUAGUAAACAAACAUUCGAUUAUGCCGAUUUGGUACCGUUACCUGGUCUUACAUCAGAAGGCUACAAAGUAAGCUGCUAUCGUUUGAUUGAUUUUGAUCCAGCGAAGGUCAAUCACACAGCCGAUACUAAAGCUUUUUUCAUGGUCUCCGAUUGUCGCUUCAAUAUGUACGAUGGCGGUUCUGAGUCUAGUGAAAAUGUGGAAACCUUCGCGAAUGGUGAGGUGCAAAUUUUCGAUAUGAAUGGUUAUACUCUGAAGCAUCUAAGUAAGAUGACCUUCAGCACCCUACGAGUUUAUAUGACAUUUCUGCAGGAGGCUCUGCCUGUUCACUUAAAAGCUAUCCACAUUAUUAAUUGUCCGUCCUAUUUGGAUAAAGUUGUUAGUAUUAUGAAGCCGUUUAUCAGUCGUGAAGUCUACAAACUGAUUAUAUUCCAUACCAGCAGUCUGGAGAGCUUGUAUGAGCAUGUGCCACGGAGUAUAUUGCCAGAGGAAUAUGGCGGCACAGGAGGAAAACUGGCAGAACUAAAGGCACAACUAUUAAUGGAGUUAUCACGUAAAAGAGAGUACCUAAUGGAUCCAAAUAAUUGGAGAGUGGGUGGAGAGAAAGAAAAUUCCCAGCGACGUCAUUGGCCUUUUAAAUCAUAAAUAUUCUUCUUCAAAAGUGCUCAUAUUUCUUAAUUUUUCAAUGGAAUAUAAUGUAAAUUAAAAAAAAAUAAAUAUUAUUAUUAUUAUGUAGCUGCUAAAAUAAAUGUUAGUAAGAAUUAACCUGUAA